CAUUUGGCGUUUGACGUAUGACUCGGCAUUUGAUAAAUUCAGUAAACGCUAAGCAUAUUUUGGUAAAGUAUAGAAGUUCUUGUAUAAGAAAAAUACUAAUUUAAACAAAAAUGAGCACUACUGUUAAAGAAGAAGAUAAAGUUAGUCACAAAAGUGACCACUUCAUGCUGGAGGAGGACGAUGAAUUUGAAGAUUUCCCACCAGAAGAUUUUAAUAUAAACACUGAAGAAGAUGAUAUAUUAAAUGUCUGGGAUGACAAUUGGGAUGAUGAUAACGUUGAAGACGACUUCAGCCAACAGUUGAAAGCACAUUUAGUAAAACAAUCUCUAGAAAUGCAAGUCGGAGACUCACGUUAACUGCUUUUGAUUAAAAAAAAAAAAAUAGAAAAUAUAAUUUUAACAUAUAUUUAUAUAUAUACUUUAAUACAUAAAAAUUAAUGCUUUUCUAAAAGUAUUUGUGUGUGUAAUAAUUUAUUUGAGUAUAAAGACAUUGUGCAUUUUAACUUGCGUGUGCCGCGCGUGAAGUAGGUACAUUUCUAAAAUAGUUAUGGAAACUAUGG
Messenger RNA from Teleopsis dalmanni, 559 nucleotides. RefSeq names its product probable 26S proteasome complex subunit sem1 (gene Sem1). Gene Ontology annotation, cellular component: proteasome complex; proteasome regulatory particle, lid subcomplex. Gene Ontology annotation, biological process: mRNA export from nucleus; proteasome assembly; double-strand break repair via homologous recombination. Lineage: Eukaryota; Metazoa; Arthropoda; Insecta; Diptera; Diopsidae. The record is from RefSeq and is a predicted model, not a curated record. Bases 111 to 356 code for a protein of 81 amino acids. The transcript is spliced from 2 exons.